AAACGACGGUAUAGGUGCUUCGAGCGCUUGCCUUUCUGAGGCACUUCGGGCUUGGAGGCGGUGUGGCCGGGUUCUCAGAGUCAAUUGGCCAAGUGUCAUCCAAUCCGGUAGCCUUGACCACAUUCCUGCGAGAGCUGGAAGCGUGUCCGAGAUCACGCAUAGUAGUCGGAGCGCCAAUAGACUCAACAGUUUAUAAGCGGUCUAUUGCAGGGACCGGGCGUCCGUCGACUCCCAUCUUCUCAUACCUGCAUUAUCUUCGACAUUGCGAUCGUAACGUGUAAUACUUCAGCAUGUGGUAUCCGAACGACGGCGCCGCGGAGCAAGUGCCACCUUGGGCACAAAUGCCGAGUCCCUACCAACAAGCGCCAAUGUACAUGCAAGCGCCUUUACUGUAUCCUGCUAGCCCGUUCGAUGCUCCGCCGGUCCCUUUUGCACCCAUCGGAGCUCCUAGCCCGUAUAGUGCCGCGGCAUCCCUGCCCUUGAGUCCCAGAUAUGCCCCGCCUCCGCCUCCGCCUCCGGGACCACCUCGCUCGCCUCCUCUGACCAAGAUCCACACGACUCAUCACUGUAACAGCCAUUAUCUCCAUAUUCAUACUCACACGCAUUCGCCCCAGCAGACUGAUGCCCACAAGACGUCGCGCGAGCCGAGGCCUCAAGUCCCAUCAACACAGGUAGCUUCUUCCCAGUCUCAUUCGCAUCACCAUUUGGGCCCAGUCUAUUCGAAGUGCACAGGAAGAAAGAAGGCAUUAUGUAUCGGCAUCAACUACACUGGACAACACAGAGAACUGCAUGGUUGUGUAAACGAUGCGAAGAAUGUUCGAGAGUUCUUGAUUAAACAUUACGGUUAUAAUCACAAGGACAUCUUCGUACUCGUUGAUGAUUCGACCCAUCCACAUCGGCAACCGACGAGGGCGAACAUUAUAAAUGCCAUGCACUGGCUCGUGAAGGACGCAAAAGCGCAUGACUCACUCGUCUUCCAUUACUCAGGACAUGGUGGCCAAACCAAGGACCUCGAUGGUGAUGAAGUGGAUGGCUUGGACGAAGUCAUCUUUCCUGUCGACUACAAGUGGAAAGGUCAUAUAGUUGAUGAUGAGCUGCACAAGAUAAUGGUCAAGCAAUUGCCUAAAGGCUGUCGUUUAACGGCAUUGUUCGAUUCUUGCCACUCUGGAUCUGCGUUAGAUCUACCAUACCUGUACCAUAGCGAUGGGCGUGUCAAGGGUCAUAGCGAAGUGACGCCAAGCCACGUCAAGGAGAAGUCUACCAAGGCAGAUGUGAUCUCGUUCAGUGGAUGUACGGACUCUCAAACCAGCGCAGAUACGUACCAGGGAGGUGCUGCUGUUGGCGCAAUGAGCUACGCAUUCAUGAAAUCUUUGAAUGACAAACCGAAUCAAACAUACCAACAGCUCUUGCUGUCUGUGCGGUCCAUCUUGAAGAAGAAUUAUAGCCAGAAGCCUCAAUUAUCCGCUGCACAUCGAAUCGAUACCACUCGUCGGUUCAUCAUGUAACUGUCCGUCUUUGUAUUGAUGCGCUGAACAUUUCAUGCCAUAAGAUACCAUGUGGAAUCGUUAUUCAGGCAGUUAUUUAUUCAGAUCAUGUUCCUUUGCAUAUUUAUAUAAACAGCAGUUUGGAGAUUUAUCCAU
Molecule: messenger RNA, 1640 nt
Organism: Laetiporus sulphureus 93-53
Lineage: Eukaryota; Fungi; Basidiomycota; Agaricomycetes; Polyporales; Laetiporaceae
Exons: 21
Coding region: 291-1505 (404 amino acids)
Biological process (GO): proteolysis
Molecular function (GO): cysteine-type endopeptidase activity
Source: RefSeq, a predicted model, not a curated record